ACACUUUCUAUUAAAUGCAUUCCUUGACUGCAGCUCAAAGAAGUAUUUGUAUUACAAUAUAAAUAUUGUAAAUUUUUUUUUUAAUUAUUUAAAUUGUAUAAAUAAUUCAGUUUUGAAAAAAAUUUAAAAUGGCCAAACUUUGCAUUUUUUUGGUAUUUUUAACCUUUACUGUUAUGGCUGUUAUAAGCGCACCACAUGAAGAAGAAGAACGUGCUGAUAGACAUAGAAGAGUGACUUGCGAUCUUUUAUCAUUUGGUGGAUAUGUAGGAGACAGUGCUUGCGCUGCCAAUUGUUUAAGUAUGGGAAAAGCUGGAGGAAGAUGUAUAAAUGGUGUCUGCACUUGUCGACAAACCAAAAUCAAUGAUCUCUGGGAUAAACGAUUUGGUUAAGUAUUUAAAAAAAGUGCCAUUCACUUGAAAAAAUUUGAAAAUGUUUAAAGGAUACAAAAUUUUUUAAAUAAAUUAAUUGUAAACAAUGAAUGAUGAGACUUAUUAAACAAAAAAUAUUCCUGAUAUUAUUAGUAUUAAAAUUUGUAAAAAAAAAUUGUAAUAUGAGAUUUUUAUCUCUUUCUGAAAAUGAAUAAAUAUAUACAUUUUGUGCGAAUCGCAUAUUUUCUAAAACUGAA
This is a messenger RNA of Leptopilina boulardi, 625 nucleotides long. RefSeq names its product defensin-like. The transcript is spliced from 3 exons. The coding region runs from base 129 to 389 and encodes 86 amino acids. Lineage: Eukaryota; Metazoa; Arthropoda; Insecta; Hymenoptera; Figitidae. Gene Ontology annotation, biological process: defense response to bacterium; humoral immune response. The record is from RefSeq and is a predicted model, not a curated record.